Messenger RNA from Gigantopelta aegis, 2175 nucleotides. RefSeq lists its product as uncharacterized. Lineage: Eukaryota; Metazoa; Mollusca; Gastropoda; Neomphalida; Peltospiridae. The transcript is spliced from 3 exons. The coding region runs from base 441 to 1469 and encodes 342 amino acids. The record is from RefSeq and is a predicted model, not a curated record.
GAAUGACGCCAUCAUCAAACACCCUCUCGUCUGCGGGUGUUGGUAAAUAACGUGUUGUUUCGCCCGGCGGGCAAUUCCUCGUGUGAUUGAUUUCUGUCAUGUUCCUCAAUUUUUUUUGUUUGUCAAUAUGUCGAGAUCCAUUUUUCUCCAAGCAACCAGAAUACACGGUAAUGGAUGAUCAAUAGAUUGAUAUUAUCUUCGGACCGACAAACUGUGCCGUGGCAGACGUGAAACAGUCUCUGGGACGCGUUACGGGGAUUACAGAGUGUUUUGCAAAACUCACCUGGAUAGCUUAAUAAGAAGUCUUUUUUUUCUGAUAGAGGAAAACAUUCUUUUACUUAGGUGUGAGAUAUUAUAUUUGUUCAAGACAGGCUCUAACUAUUAACCUUUGGGUCAGGUACAGGGAAAAAGUGGAAUAGUUUCGUAAGAGGUUCGAGCCAAUGUUGAAGACUCUCACUGUGUGCCUACUGAGUCUGUUCCUCCUGGUUCAAGUACAACUCGUUUCAGGAGGACACCCUCUGGGACACUCCACCGAUGGGGAGAGUGAAAAGGGACCGCCGCCCUCUUUCCGGAAACCCCUCGGACUUCUCGGUGCCCUCGGCUACGGAGAUGACGUCAUCCUCCAUCGUCACAUCCGGGCAGCUGGGGAGACGACGACCGUGGAGCCGCCGGAGGAGAAAGACACGUGGACGAAGAUCGGCGAGUUCUACGCUGACAACAACAACAUGGCCAUGUACCUCGUCCUGCCUCUCAUCAUCCUCGUGUACGGCGGUUGCAGCGUCAUUUACUGCGUGGCCAAGUGCAGACGAUACAUGAAGCGGCAGCACCAGAAGAAGAUCCGCGAGGACAAGAUGCAGCUGAACCCGGAAGACAAGAACGAUCUCAACCAUGACGAGGAGGCGCCGAGCUACGACGCGAAGCAGACGUACCCGACAGCUCUGAGUUCUCCCAACUUCACCAAUGACGUCAACUAUAACCGCGGAAGCACCUCUGGGACUCCGCUGCCCUCACAGGUACCAGACGACGAAAAUCAUCCCCCGAAAUGCAUCUCUCCCGUCAACGCGACGGUCAUCGACCCGCACAACAAGCUGGAUUCGAGAAUGAGUCACAAGGAAGUGGAUGUGUCGCGGAAGACGUAUAGAGAUAUUUUCGCGGCCAGGGACAACAAUUUAGCAGAAGCCAACGAGAAUGGGUCGCUCACCAUCGUGGACAAGUCCGGGAUGCCAGUCAAGAAUGAUGAUCCAGCCAUUCCAAUGACGCUGCGUACCAACAGUAUGGGGACGACGCCGUCUGCCAACGGAAGGGAGAGCACUCUGUCAUACAAGGAAGAACUGCUGGCGAAGUACGAUGCCUUGUCCACGUUUGCUAUGGCGAAAAAGGCGGCAGAUAUUCUCAGAAUGACCCCCAACAAGGAAAAAGAUCCGUUUGCUACAAAGGGAAGAAGAAAGGUUAUUUAUAUUGCGGAAUAGAAACGAAACCAAAAAUAUUUAAAAAAAAUAAAAUUUGAUCAAAGAACAUACCAAAUCAAUUUCGUUUGUGUGUGAUAAUAUUUAAAAUGAAAUGAUACGUGUUUUAUAAAUGAACUUUAAGUUAAGUGUGGAAAAAUAGAUAAAGGUAACGAAAUAUUUUUCUACGAACCAAAGACGUUUUUGUGUAAACUGCUGUUAAAUGCGAGUCAUUGACCAAAUAUGGUGACAUUGAAAAGGAAUAUCUUGAAAACGAUACUUUAAACAAGAUUAGAAAAAUAUAUUUAACGCCAUUAUAAAUAAUAUAUGUUCUAGAGCAUGGUUAUUAUUCAUUGGAAAAUCGGAUUAUGGUGCUUUUCAAAUUGAAAUUAAUAACAAACCUUUCUCAGAAAUAGUUGAUUAUGAAACAUAAUAUUGUACAUUUGCUAGCAUGUCAUUUAAUUUUGGAAUUCCUUUGCUAGUGUGAAUUAAUCUGUUAAUCCCUUGGGGAUUUUUGGAGGGGUGAUGGGGUUUUGUUUUUGUUGUGGGUGUUUGAGCGGGGGUUGUUGUUGUUGUUGUUGUUUAAAGGCAGAUAAAGUGACUGCCGUUUUUAAAGGGACAUUCCUGAGUUUGCUGCAUUGUAAGAUGUUUCCGACUAAUAAAAUAUUUCUACGAUUACACUUACAUAUUAAAUCUAUUUUCUUGUUUAGAAUAUCAGUGUCUGUAUAUU